Messenger RNA from Oppiella nova, 1161 nucleotides. NCBI's taxonomy places the organism in Eukaryota, Metazoa, Arthropoda, Arachnida, Sarcoptiformes, Oppiidae. The record is from the annotation of a GenBank genome assembly.
AUGCUCCGAAUAUACGGCAAAGUCGUCGAAUGCGGCGCCGAAUUGGCGCAGGCGUUGGGCGCGUACGCGGACGCCGGGCGACCGUUCGACGGACGCCGCGUUUACGGCAACUACGGGGUCGACGUAGUCAUGCGCUCAGAGUUCGGGCUCGAGUCGGGCGAACAGCUGCGACCGCUGCCGGACGACACGUUCCGCCGCAUGGCUCAGGACAACGUGCGACCAAAAGCCGCCCGAUUGUUGGCCAUCCUAUUGUUGCCGAAAUGGUUGCGCCGGGCGCUGGGCGUCGCCCAUCCCACCCGUGACACCACUAUUGACUUCUUUUUCCGAAUGAUUCGCCGCGCGAUUCGCGACGUCGACGGCGGAUCGCGUGACGAUUACAUCGUGGCGCUGGUGACCGCCAAUCGCAGUCCGAUCGACACGUCGCCCGACACUCGUCGCGGAGAUGACAGUGAACAGUCGCCCAAAACACGCGACCUAUACCUGACGGAUGACGAGUUGAUGUCCAACGCGUAUGUGUUUCUCUCGGGCGCCUACGACACGACUGGAACGCCCCUAUCGUACGCCACAUACGAGUUGGCGCUGAACCCCGAUAUCCAACAGCGACUGUACGACGAAGUUAUGGGGGCGCCGGUGGGUGACGACGGACACACCAUACCGUACGACACGCUAAUGGAAAUGCCGUUCCUCGAGGCGGUGGUGUCCGAGACGUUCAGACGCCACGGAUUCAACUACCGGAUCGACCGGCGCGCCGACCGGGACUACACGCUGGGCGACACCGGUAUCACCGUGAAAAAGGGUCAACGGGUGCAGGUGCCCAUACACGCCAUGCACCAUAUGGCCGAGUACUAUAAGGACCCGUACGUUUUUGACCCGGAUCGAUUUAUGCCUGAUCAGCGACACCUACUCCAGCGGAAUGCCUACAUGCCGUUCGGGGCCGGACCCCGCGUGUGCAUAGCCUAUCGAUUUGUCAUAAUGGUGAUCAAGGUGGCAUUGACCAUGGUCAUUAGGCAGUAUAAGUUUGUGCGCAGCCCGGACACCGACGUGCCGUUGCGUAUAGUCUCAAACCCUGUGCUAUAUUUGGCCGAUAGGGUGGUGGUGGGUGUCGAGCGGCGCUAGUGAUUACCAUGAUUAUUGUCAUGGACAUAUUUUAAUCUAAGUGGC